AACUAAUAAUACAUUGAUCUUGAAUCUUUUGAGUCUUUACUAAAAUUUAUAUAUUGGUCAUACUCGAGUGAAUCUCUACUCAAAUCCGGUUAGAUUUAUAUCAGAUAAUAGAGGUCUCACAUCAAUAAUCCAAGUUGUUAAAUAUGAUCAGCUACCUCUAAACUACUUGCAUACUAAAAUUCAUAUAAUUUGAUGAUCACUAAUCCAUAAUCUACAAAUAUAUAUAUAUAUAUAUAAAAUUUAAUAUUAUUCAAACUAUCUAAAUUUUUGACCAUUUAAUUUAUAGGUAAAGAUCCUUAAAUCAUAUAAGUUUGGGUAUAGAAACCGUUUAAAAAUGGUAGAUUCCACAACUCAAAUUAUCAAUGAAGCACCGUCCAACCUAGAUCUAAUCGAAUUUAAAUAAAGAUCUACUCAAAUAUAACUCAAGCUCUCUCUCUCUCUAUAUAUAUGUCUCUCUGUGUGUGUGUGUGUGUGUGUGUGUGUGUGUGUGUGUGUGUGUGUGUGUGUGUGUGUGUGUGUGUAUUAUAAUAAAAAAUUUUAAAAUAUAUGUAUAUAUUUUUCUGCUAUCUAAUAUCAGGCACUAAAGUUGCGCAUGCUAAAACGGAAGAAUUGCCAAAGACCAGCGAGCAACGUGACCGGCAGCCUUACCAUGCGUUUGGACCCUCCCAGCCAACUCUGAGAGCUAAACCGCAUCCGACUCGAAACAAAAAUUGCGUCUACUAGGUAUCGCCGGUUACGAUACAGCCAAUACCCCACCUCUCCUGGGGUUUUAUUAGGGUUUCGUCGCGUCGAUUAGCAACCUUUCCUCUCCUUCGCAAACCUUCGGCAGCCCCACAAAUCCCCUAACUCCGGCCAUGAAUGGAACCGCCGGCGAAGCAUAAGGAGGAGGAUCGGAGCCCUCGUCCCCCCUUCGCCGCCACCGUUUCCAGGGUCGCCGUGGCCCAGAUCUGCCUCACCAUCGGGUACGCUGCCGCGGAGCCCGCCGCCCUCCGCGCCCUCGCCGACGUCGCCGCUCGCUUCGUCCAGGCCCUGACCCGGUCGGGCGCCUCUAUCGCCGCCUCCAACGGCCGGACCGACGCAAACCUCCUCGACCUCGUCCGGGCGAUGGAGGACCUCAGCCUCCCGCUGGGCUUCGCCGGCGCCUCCGAUCCGACGAGACCGCUUCUGAGAUCGAGCAUUUUGAGAGAGCUUAUGGCGUUCGUCCGAUCGGUGGAGGAGAUCCCUUUCCCGAGGCCGAUCCGGCGCGAAUCCGUGAGGACUAGGGUUUCGCCGAGCUUCGCGCAGAUGGGGCGGGAACCGCCGUUCCGGCACGUGCCGCGGUGGCUGCCGUGCUUCCCGGAGUCAUGGGAGAGGUCGCCGAGAGAGGGGGAGGGCGGCGGGGACGGGAGAGAAGCGGAGGGUAACAGGGAGAGGACGAAGGGGGUGAGCUUAUUAUGGGAAGGGGAGAGGCUUUUGCCGGCGGAGAGGGAGAGAGUUUGGUUCCGAUUAGAGUACUGUGGUAGGGAGAGGAAGAAGAAGAAGAGGGUCGGCGAGAAGGCGGAAGAGAGGGGUGGGAAGAGAAGAUAGCCUGGGAUUUUUUUCAGUGUUUAUUCUUAUUAAUUUAUCUCGCUGGGAGCUGAAAAAAGUGGCGAGGAAGAGGAGGAUCGAACACAUGAUAUAAGGGGAAAGACAAUAUUACCGACUGUUGUAGCUGCCACUAUAGCUGUAUGCGUUGAAGUUGUUGUAUCUAAACACACUUUUUUAUAUAACUACUUCUGCCAACAUCUAUUAAAACUCUCGUCUUGCCAACCGCACCAUAAGAGAUGGUGGUCCAGAGGCCCGAAAUUGUUGGUGUCUCCUUGGUUUGAGUUCAUUUGCGUUCUAGGUUUUAGAGUUAGUUUAGUUCCACUGUUUUUGUCUGUUGGAGAUAUUCAAAGAUAACUAAGCAUGCGGUGAGUUUAUUUU
Messenger RNA from Phoenix dactylifera (date palm), 1944 nucleotides. Its product is annotated as transcription initiation factor TFIID subunit 8-like. Gene Ontology annotation, molecular function: protein heterodimerization activity. The record is from RefSeq and is a predicted model, not a curated record. Gene Ontology annotation, cellular component: transcription factor TFIID complex. NCBI's taxonomy places the organism in Eukaryota, Viridiplantae, Streptophyta, Magnoliopsida, Arecales, Arecaceae.